CCGCCCCUCAGAGCGGAGCGGAGGUGACAGGAUGAGCGACAUGGACGUGGAAGCGGGGCUGAAGGACGUGGAGCUGAACGAGGUGGAGGUGGAGCCGGAGAAGCUGCCGAUGAACUCGAGCGGCGGCGGCCCGGGCGACAGUAACGGCGCGCUGAAGGCCAAGGCGGCCGAGGCCGAGCAGCCCUUCACCGGCCUGAGCAAGGAGGAGCUGCUGAAGGUGGCCAACACGCCGGGCUGGGUGCGCGUCCGCUGGGCGCUGCUGCUGCUCUUCUGGUUCGGCUGGCUGGCCAUGCUGGCCGGCGCCAUCGUCAUCAUCGUGCAGGCGCCGCGCUGCAAGGCGCUGCCCGCCCUGCGCUGGUGGCAGCAGGGCACCGUCUACCAGCUCGACGUCGGCGCCUUCCAGGACUCGCAGGGCGACGGGCGCGGGGACCUGGCAGGAGUACAGCAACGCCUGGAGGAAAUUGCUGCUCUCAAGGUUAAAGGUAUCGUGAUCGGCCCAAUUCACCAGAAUUCUCCGGACCUGAUUAACGAGACAAGCCUGACGGAGAUCGAAAGCGUCUAUGGCAACAUGGAGCAGUUUGACAAUUUGCUGGCGGCAGCCCACAGAAAAGGUAUCAAGGUGAUUCUGGAUCUCACUCCCAACUACAAAGGGAGCCAGGAGUGGUUUGGGAUUAACUUCAACGUGACUGACGGGCACCAGGACCUCUUGCGGGAGAAGGAGGCUUUUCAGUUCUGGCUCCAGAAAGGUGUGGAUGGUAUACGUCUGGGAGGGAUUGAGCAAGUUCUCCAUUCUGUUCCCAGUAGGUUAAUGGAAUGGCAAAACCUCACCAGGAACUUCUCAGUAGAUGAGAAACCAAGAGUCCUCAUCGUUUCCACAGUGAUGACCAACCUUGGUGAAAUCCUGCAGCUCUUGAACCAAUCAGAUGUCGACCUGGUCUUCAGCAACUAUCUGCAUCGGGCCAUUGCAAUCUCCAACCUGUCUGCAGCUGCUGUCCAGCAAAGUGUGGAGCAAUACAUCAACGGCACUGGCAAAGCAUGGCCAAGCUGGGCUGUCUCGGGUCCCAAGAUUGGUCACAUGGCGACCAUGAAUGCUAAUCUGGCUGGCCUGCUUCCAGUAAUGCUGUUCACUCUCCCUGGAACACCCUUCAUUUACUACGGCGAUGAGAUUGGGCUGCAGGGUGACAUGCCGGGCCAGACACCAUGGAUGUUGUGGAAUUCCUCGGAAAAUGCCGGCUUCACCUCCCAGCUCAGCAACCGCCCAAAGCCCAGCUUCAACAGAACAGUGGAGGGUCAGAAAUCUGACAGUAACUCUCACCUGUCACUAUUCAAGAAGCUGAGCCUGCUGAAGGUGAAGGAGCGCUCACUGCAGUUCGGCGAGUUCCGGUCGGUGUACAGCUCGGGCAGCGUCUAUGCCUACCUUCGGGCGUGGGACCAGAGUGACCGCUUCAUGGUUUUGCUCAACUUCGGCACAGAGCCCACAACCAUCUCUCUCCGAGGAGAGGACCUCCCUGCAAAGGCCAGUGUGGAGCUCAGCUCCUUGACCUCCAGGUCGGAGGAGGCAGUUGAGUUGACCACAGUCAGCCUCGGUGGAGGAGAGGGUCUGGUGUUGAAAUUCCCCUUUGUUCCUUGAAGUUGCACACCUCCUCCCCUCAAGUCUCACAGUGACUGUUUGAUUCAGUGUGUGGAGAGGGGAUCGAUCCCUGGGUCACCUUGUGACUUUCACAUUCCAUUGUGCACUGGUUUAACAAAUGCCAAUUUUCCAUUCGUAUUGUCUUGUGUUUCUCAUCUGGAUGCUGAGCAGUUUCUGCAAUCUCCUUCCUUGUGAUCAGAGCACCCUUUAGCACGACCUGCAGGGAGUGUGACACUGGUCUGAAUCCAGCUGGUCAGAGGGAGUCUACUUUUUAAUUUAAAACCCAACUGUGGCCCCUUCUGACUGAGGACUUGGUGACUUUAUUUCUCUGGACCCAACCUCAGACAUCUGGUUGGGGGUGAAAUGUCCAAUAUCGACAAAACACUACACUGGUGAUGUGGAUGUAGGAGGGUUAGGAGCUGAGGACAGCCCCUUUUAAGAUUAUUGCUAAUCUGACUGACCAUAUUGAGCCUGUUCAUGGCUCCAACUCUUCUACUAAAUAGAUAACCCUGUUGGUUUUCUGCCUGUGCACCACACACUGGCAAUGGGGAGGGGGGGGGGAAAGAGAUGAAGGCUUCACUUGAGCCUGGGGUCUUGGGCUGUUGCUUGCAUAAAGGCCAAGGGCUGAUUUUUGUUUGGUUCUCUGCUGUUAAGGGAGCAGUGGCCAAGCUCGUCCUGACAAUAUUGCCCAGCUUUGAAGAUAAAUGAGGGAACUGUGGUUGAAAGUGGGCUAAAGACGCACAAAAAUAGAAGAGCUAACAGUGGGAACACUCCCCUUAUUCCCACACAUCCUUGAGUUAAGCAAGUGGCAUUGCUGUUAAAACAAGGCCAUAAGAUUGUGGUUCAUCUUCAAAUGGCUUUCAGACACCAAUGCCUCCUGCAAUGGUGUGGUUGAUUGCCAGUGAUGCUGUCCAACAGCCUCAUCCAAUACAACUGCUUCACUUUGAGUCAAAGUUGGCUGUUAUAAACCCCUCUUCCAAAUGGGACCUAUGAAUAAAAACACUUUUAAUUUUUAAAAGAAACAAGUGAUUUUUUUU
This is a messenger RNA of Pristis pectinata (smalltooth sawfish), 2667 nucleotides long. It is a transcript of the gene slc3a2b, whose product is annotated as solute carrier family 3 member 2b. The transcript is spliced from 9 exons. The record is from RefSeq and is a predicted model, not a curated record. Gene Ontology annotation, biological process: carbohydrate metabolic process; amino acid transport. Lineage: Eukaryota; Metazoa; Chordata; Chondrichthyes; Rhinopristiformes; Pristidae. The coding region runs from base 32 to 1630 and encodes 532 amino acids.